Molecule: messenger RNA, 3251 nt
Organism: Trichechus manatus latirostris (Florida manatee)
Lineage: Eukaryota; Metazoa; Chordata; Mammalia; Sirenia; Trichechidae
Gene: DAAM2
Product: dishevelled associated activator of morphogenesis 2
Exons: 24
Coding region: 48-3251 (1067 amino acids)
Biological process (GO): positive regulation of canonical Wnt signaling pathway; regulation of non-canonical Wnt signaling pathway; negative regulation of oligodendrocyte differentiation
Molecular function (GO): small GTPase binding; actin binding
Source: RefSeq, a predicted model, not a curated record
AUGAGGACCUAGGGCAGCUGCCUGCUGACCCCCAGCCUGCAGUGACCAUGGCCCCCCGCAAGAGGAGCCGCCAUGGCCUGGGCUUCUUGUGCUGCUUCGGGGGCAGCGACCUCCCCGAGAUCAACCUCCGGGACAACCACCCUCUGCAGUACAUGGAAUUCUCCAGCCCCAUUCCAAACCCAGAGGAGCUUAACGUCCGCUUCGCAGAGCUGGUGGAUGAAUUGGAUCUCACUGACAAAAACCGGGAGGCUGUGUUUGCACUGCCUCCGGAGAAGAAAUGGCAGAUCUACUGCAGCAAGAAGAAGGAGCAGGAGGACCCCAACAAGCUGGCGACCAGCUGGCCUGACUAUUAUAUCGACCGUAUCAACUCCAUGGCUGCGAUGCAGAGUCUGUACGCAUUUGAUGAGGAGGAGACCGAGAUGAGGAACCAAGUCGUGGAAGACCUGAAGACAGCUCUUCGGACGCAGCCCAUGAGGUUUGUGACCCGCUUUAUCGAGCUGGAGGGCUUGACCUGUCUGCUGAAUUUCCUCCGGAGCAUGGACCACGCCACCUGUGAGAGUCGCAUCCACACAUCCCUCAUUGGCUGCAUCAAGGCACUGAUGAACAACUCCCAGGGCCGGGCACAUGUGCUGGCACAGCCAGAGGCCAUCAGCACCAUUGCCCAGAGCCUGCGCACUGAGAACAGCAAGACCAAGGUGGCGGUUCUGGAGAUCCUAGGCGCUGUGUGCCUUGUGCCUGGUGGCCACAAGAAGGUACUGCAGGCCAUGCUGCACUACCAGGUGUAUGCGGCCGAGCGGACGCGCUUCCAGACACUGCUGAAUGAGCUAGACCGAAGUUUGGGCCAAUACCGGGAUGAAGUGAACCUAAAAACAGCUAUCAUGUCCUUUAUCAAUGCUGUCCUCAACGCUGGAGCUGGAGAGGAUAAUCUGGAGUUCCGCCUACAUCUACGGUAUGAGUUCCUGAUGCUGGGGAUACAGCCUGUGAUUGACAAACUCCGGCAACACGAGAAUGCCAUCCUGGACAAACAUUUAGACUUCUUCGAGAUGGUCCGGAAUGAGGAUGAUCUGGAGCUAGCCAGAAGGUUUGACAUGGUCCACAUUGACACCAAGAGUGCAUCCCAGAUGUUUGAGCUGAUCCACAAGAAGCUGAAAUACACCGAGGCCUACCCCUGCCUGCUCUCUGUCCUGCACCACUGCCUGCAAAUGCCCUAUAAGCGGAAUGGCGGCUACUUCCAGCAGUGGCAGCUCCUGGACCGCAUCCUCCAGCAGAUUGUCCUCCAGGAUGAGAGGGGCGUGGACCCUGACCUGGCGCCACUGGAGAACUUCAACGUCAAGAACAUUGUCAACAUGCUCAUCAAUGAGAAUGAAGUGAAACAGUGGCGAGAACAGGCUGAGAAGUUCCGGAAAGAACACACGGAGCUAGCGAGCCGGCUGGAGAGGAAGGAGAGGGAAUGCGAGACAAAGACGUUGGAGAAGGAAGAGAUGAUGCGAACACUGAACAAGAUGAAGGACAAGCUGGCCCGAGAGUCCCAGGAGCUACGCCAGGCUCGGGGACAAGUGGCAGAGCUGGUAGCCCAACUCAGUGAAAUCUCAACAGGCCCUGUAUCCUCUCCGCCUCCCCCUGGGGGCCCACUUGCCUUGUCUUCCUUGAUGAUAACCAAUGACCUGCCUCCACCCCCACCCCCUCUACCUUUUGCCUGCUGCCCCCCACCACCACCACCACCCCUUCUACCUGGUGGGCCUCCCACUCCCCCAGGCGCCCCACCUUGCUUCAGCAUGGGCCUGCCCCAUCCACCGGACCCCUUCCCUAGCAGUGAUGCCCCACUCAGGAAGAAACAUGUUCCCCAGCCUUCCCACCCACUGAAAUCCUUCAACUGGGUCAAGCUGAAUGAGGAACGUGUCCCUGGUACUGUAUGGAAUGAGAUUGAUGACAUGCAGGUAUUUCGGAUUCUGGACCUAGAGGAUUUUGAAAAAAUGUUUUCAGCCUAUCAGAGGCAUCAGAAAGAGCUGGGCUCCACCGAGGACAUCUACCUGGCCUCCCGCAAGGUCAAAGAGCUGUCUGUCAUUGAUGGCCGGAGGGCCCAGAACUGCAUCAUCCUCCUCUCCAAGCUGAAGCUUUCUAACGAGGAGAUCCGGCAGGCCAUCUUGAAGAUGGAUGAGCAGGAGGACCUCGCGAAGGACAUGCUGGAGCAGCUCCUCAAGUUCAUCCCGGAGAAGAGCGACAUUGACCUCCUGGAGGAGCACAAGCAUGAGAUCGAGCGGAUGGCCCGUGCUGACCGCUUCCUUUAUGAAAUGAGCAGGAUCGACCACUACCAGCAGCGACUACAGGCCCUCUUCUUCAAGAAGAAGUUCCAGGAGCGGCUGGCUGAGGCCAAGCCCAAAGUAGAAGCCAUCUUGCUGGCCUCCCAGGAGCUGACCCGCAGCAAGCGUCUAAAGAAGAUGCUAGAGGUCAUCUUGGCCAUUGGAAACUUCAUGAACAAAGGGCAGCGUGGGGGCGCCUACGGGUUCCGGGUAGCCAGUCUCAACAAGAUUGCUGACACCAAGUCCAGCAUCGACAGAAACAUCUCUCUGCUCCAUUACCUGAUCAUGAUCCUGGAGAAGCAUUUCCCUGACAUCCUGAACAUGCCCUCGGAGCUGCAGCAUCUUCCAGAAGCCGCCAAAGUCAACCUGGCAGAGCUGGAGAAGGAGGUGGGCAACCUCAAGAGGGGCCUCAGAGCAGUCGAGGUGGAGCUGGAGUAUCAGAAACGCCAGGUGCGGGAACCCAAUGACAAGUUUGUACCAGUCAUGAGUGACUUCAUCACUGUCUCCAGCUUUAGCUUCUCGGAGCUGGAGGACCAGCUAAAUGAGGCCAAGGACAAGUUCGCCAAGGCUCUGAUGCACUUCGGAGAGCAGGAGAGCAAGAUGCAGCCGGACGAAUUCUUUGGCAUCUUUGACACCUUCCUGCAGGCCUUCUCGGAGGCCCGGCAGGACCUGGAGGCCAUGAGGAGGAGGAAGGAGGAGGAGGAGCGGCGGGCACGCAUGGAGGCCAUGCUGAAAGAGCAGAGGGAGCGGGAGCGGUGGCAGCGGCAGCGGAAGGUCCUCGCAGGCAGCGCGCUGGAGGAGGGAGGCGAAUUCGAUGACCUGGUGUCGGCCCUGCGCUCGGGGGAAGUUUUCGACAAGGACUUGAGCAAGCUCAAGCGCAGCCGCAAACGAUCGGGGAACCAGGCCCUGGAAGUCACCCGGGAGCGGGCAAUAAACAGGCUAAAUUAUUGA